AGAAGAACGUCAGUUAAAUCGCGUGGCUGUUGAACCCGCUCAUAUAAGUUGAAAACCUCUGGUAUAUUAGGUGUAUAAAGGAUUUCAACUCGACAGCGAGCAUGAGGUGUACUGUAUUACUUUUAUUUAACUAUGUUACAUAAUGACGUCAUACCGUCUUUGAAUGUUUCUAGAACUAAAUUUACAACAAUCUUUUUGUGAGGUAACUGUACUUUAUUACGUCACAAUGCCGCUACCAGGGAUAAUGAAAAUCGACAAAUUGAGUAAAAUUCAACGAGAGGCGAACGUAUUGUUGAAAGAAGCGACCAUGGAUGAAAGGUCUUCACGUUAUAAUAAGGUCGUUGAGAAAUACAAGAAGAUGUUAAAAUCUAUCCAUCCAAGCAACUUACCACCAAGUUUCAUGACCACACCUUCCUACAAUAUGCUCUUGUAUGAAUCCUACUAUCAUCUUGGUACAGCUUUGCAGAACCUGGGAAGACAUAAGGAAUCGGUGCAUGCCUUCACUAAUGCUAUGUUAUCGAUUAAUUUAAGAAAGAACGGCUGUAUGGCUGGCUGCGACUCCAACACAUGUUUCCAAACACCAGUGUUAGCCAAGCGAGCUUUAGCGCACGCAAAGACAGGGGAUUUGAAAAACGCUUUCCGUGAUAUUGAGAAAGCUGUGGUACUCGAUGCUAGAAACCCGGAUCUUUACUGUGUGAGGGCUUUAUUGUGGAGUACGAGGAAAGAAAACGAGAAAGCGAUCAAGGAUUUAGACAAAGCCUUGACCAUCAACCGAUGUCAUGUGUGCGCGUUGUUGUUGCGAGGAACCGUGGACCAACCUUUCCAGUUGUUCGGACUUUUGGAAGGAAUUUCAACGAAUGUCAAGAAAGAUAAAUCGGUGUACCACCAGGAGGCGAUAAAGAUCAACCACGAUGCGGCGCAAUUUACAGACGUGGGGAGCGUUCAUAGUCCCAAGAUAAUGCCGUUUUGGAAUAGGUUUCUAUGGUCAUUGAAUGUCCCUCGCACCGUCAUGCAUGUCGACCUGACAUCAGCCAUUAUUUCGCAAUACAAUAACACCAUUGUGAUGCAAGAACAACCACCAGCCCCCCAAAACCGAUCCACCUCCGCUACCCCUCUCGUGUCCGGCCACCGAAACGUCACUCAUGACGUCAGCAAUGACGUAGGGGUCCCUAAGCCGUUCAGAUGUGGAACCCCCCAUAAACCAUCAACCGCCCCAGCCACCAAGACGCACAGAAGGCUAUCUUACGGGGAAGCUAUUAGGACUUAUUCGGCCAAGAGACAAGACACCGGAGUAUCGGAAUAUAUUCAACGGCUGGUGGCGCACGCGAGCAGGCCAACAACGGCUAAAAGUACGAAGACGGAAAUUCCUUCAAUUAAAAUUUCACGUCCACCGAGUUGCAACUCCCCUGCUCGAUCAGUGAGCCGGAGAUCCAGCUCCCACACUGCUGUUCCAACCAACCAUCUACACUCCCCAACACUUUACCCACAAGCCAAUCGUCGUCAAUCUGUCAUUUCCGUUUCGUCGUGUCCAAUCCCAUACAACAGGGAGCAUUCACCUAGUAUCCGUAGGCCAUCUCUUGCCCCACCUAGCGAACGGAGGAGGGCGAGCAUCGCUGCAGGAAACAGCCACGAGAGGGCAGCAAAUUUCGCUACUUUGGUACAUGGAAUAGAGGUAUUCAACAAGGUAAACGUGGACGAAGCGCCAAGAAUGUAUUACAAGCCAUGGGGUGGGGACAAACUGCCUGUAGCUCAACUACCGCAACGUGCUAAGCUUGAGGCGUUCCGUGUAUGACGUCAUAAUUAAUAUGACGUCAUUGGGUGCUGACGUUUUGUUUAUAAAUCGACAUCAGGGACAAGCGUUGAUGCUUUGUUCCUGGGUGGUGUUUAGUCACGUUAUAUCCUGUAUAGUGACGUCAUUAUGACGUAAUUCACUGUGAAACUAUUAUUUAGUUCAUAAAAGUCGGUUCUUCGAUUGCCAUUUAACUUUUAUUGUCGAAUUUCGCUGUUUUUCGAUAAAAAAAUCCGUCGCAA
This is a messenger RNA of Ciona intestinalis (vase tunicate), 2031 nucleotides long. Lineage: Eukaryota; Metazoa; Chordata; Ascidiacea; Phlebobranchia; Cionidae. The record is from RefSeq and is a predicted model, not a curated record.